Aspergillus campestris IBT 28561 is the source of this 183-nucleotide messenger RNA. RefSeq lists its product as uncharacterized. Lineage: Eukaryota; Fungi; Ascomycota; Eurotiomycetes; Eurotiales; Aspergillaceae. The record is from RefSeq and is a predicted model, not a curated record. The transcript has 3 exons. The coding region runs from base 1 to 183 and encodes 60 amino acids.
AUGUGCGGCGUCCCCUUCUUCCCCAUCCCCCUCUGCUUCCAGUGCGGCACGGACCGGAAUCCCUGCCACUGUCGCGUUAUUGGUCCGUCUGUUGCCUUCAUCGUGAGUAUCGUGACAGCUGUCGUCUGCUAUCCCGCGUCCAUCUUCUGCGGAUGUUGUCUGACGAAGCCUGGGAAGGAGUGA